Messenger RNA from Salvelinus fontinalis (brook trout), 1644 nucleotides. RefSeq names its product heparan sulfate glucosamine 3-O-sulfotransferase 2-like. The record is from RefSeq and is a predicted model, not a curated record. The coding region runs from base 661 to 1272 and encodes 203 amino acids. The transcript has 4 exons. Gene Ontology annotation, molecular function: [heparan sulfate]-glucosamine 3-sulfotransferase activity. Lineage: Eukaryota; Metazoa; Chordata; Actinopteri; Salmoniformes; Salmonidae.
GUUCAUUCGAAUUCAUCCAGAUGUGCGCGCGCUUGGAACAGAGCCCCACUUUUUCGAUAGAAACUAUGACAGAGGAUUGGACUGGUACAGAUCAUUUGGAAGUGACCAUGAUGAGCCAUGAGACCUUUGUCAUAAUUUAAUCAGGGGCUUUUCCAAAUAACCCCCGCUCGAGCCGAGGCCAUCCCAACACCACAGAUAAUGGAUACGUUGAAGUCACCAUGCUCCCUGUCCCUGGGACGCUGCCUGCUUGUCAUGAUUGAUGGUUUCCAAUUUAAAUCCCAAUCAGAUCAGGCCUGGCCUUCGCAUUACUGUCCAAUCCUCCGACUCAUCAUAAAGCUGGAUAAUUAGUACAAUGAGGCCUAGAUUAAUUCUGUUGAAAACAGUGUGUCACCGCCACAACCUUUCUACUGACAGUGGAUGAUAGCUUGAACGUGGAGGAAUCGAAUACAACACUGAAGAAGCCAAACAAUAUCCACAAAGCAGCGGAGGCUGCUGAUGGGAGGACGGCUCAGAAUAAUGUCUGGAACAGAGCAAAUGGAAUGACAUCAAACCAUGUUAGAUGUAUUUGAUACCAUUCCACUGAUUCCGCUCCAGCCAUUACCAUGAGCCUGUCCUCACCAAUUAAGGUGCCACCAACCUCCUGUGCCACAAAGAGGACUAAUGCCACGGACUCUAGACAGCCAAAUCACCUUGGAGAAAACCCCCAGCUACUUUGUGACACGAGAGGCUCCCAGACGCAUCGCCAGUAUGUCCCCCAACACCAAGCUGAUUGUGGUGGUGCGUAACCCAGUCACCAGGGCCAUCUCAGACUACACACAGACCCUGUCCAAGAAGCCGGACAUCCCCACCUUCGAGGAGCUGGCCUUCCAGAACCGGAGCCAGGGUCUGGUAGACACCUCAUGGAACGCUAUCCGCAUAGGGAUGUACAUCCUCCACCUAGAGAACUGGCUGCAGUACUUUCGCCUCUCCCAGAUCCACUUUGUGAGCGGCGAGCGGCUGAUCACGGACCCGGCGGGGGAGCUGGGCCGAGUCCAGGACUUCUUGGGUCUCAAACGCAUCAUCACAGACAAGCAUUUCUACUUUAACCGAACCAAAGGCUUCCCUUGCCUGAAGAAGCCGGAGAGCAGCAGCCAGCCCCGCUGCCUGGGCAAGUCAAAGGGUAGAACUCAUGUGCAGAUAGACCGAGAGGUCAUUGAGCAGCUCCGGGACUUUUACAGGCCUUUUAAUAUCAAAUUCUAUGAGAUGGUGGGACAAGACUUUAGGUGGGAUUGAGAAUCUAAUUUUAAAAAAGCAGGUGAUAUGUGUUUAUUGAAAUGGAUACCUCAGUGGAGUCAUUCGAAUGAGGACACCUUAACGUAAAUCCAAUUUCUCUUCAUGUUUGAAAAUACAGUGCGAGUUUAACAAGGUGUAUGUAAUCUGCCUUUAACUUUAAAACCUUUGAUAUAACUUCCUACUUUAACAUCAUGCCGGUUGUGUUAACCAAAUAAAAUAUAAAUAUAUGCUGCCAUGCCAUUUAUUCUCACAAUUAGUAUUUGUCAUACACUAAAUUGUGUUUCUUCACAAAGGCCUGUUACUUUUACAACACUGUACCAUGUCAAUCGUUCCAACUCAAUGGACAACAAUAAAGAGUAUAGAGACAACUGA